Messenger RNA from Peronospora matthiolae, 2508 nucleotides. Lineage: Eukaryota; Oomycota; Peronosporomycetes; Peronosporales; Peronosporaceae. The record is from the annotation of a GenBank genome assembly.
AUGGCGACACCCCUCCCAUUGUCUCCAAGGCGGUUGCAACCCGACGAGCUCUUAAGUACCACCAGGUCAUCUUCUCUUUUAUUGCUGUGGGACUCGACUCGGGCGGGUCUUCAUGACGAACUAUCACCGCAGUCUACUACGGACCCCUCUCAAGCUCCAGCCCAAGGAACCGACGGUAGAGACGACUCGGUCUCCACUUCUUUACUGCGUAAAUCGUCAAGUUGUGCGGACGUUUCGACUUUGGGGCAUCGGACUCGUAAUUGCACGACUAUUCCAUCCAAAAGGGACAAGUUAUCGACUGUACGUGGUGGUGGUGGUGCUGCGACUCCUAUUUCAACUUUAUCCCCCGUACUCCGCCCGCCAACGACGUUGUCGUCAUUACAGAAGAACGAAACGGACGACACAAUCACUUGCCCGAGUGUUCCAAGCACGUCGCCGAAUUUGCUCGACAAGUGGUUGUUUCGAAGCGGGACGCCUUCAUUUACAGCGUCGCCCAUGACGUCGAAAGAGUCGAUGGGAAGUGCCGCCGAAGAUGAAGUCGAUGCGAUGAACGUCGUGGUCAUGAACACGAAUCUCGUGCCACCACCUUUUGCCAAUAUGUACGCGUGCGAGUCCUGUCGCGAGGACAUUGGAUCGUUGCUAUCUCAAGGACGACAUCAUUGCCGGAACUGUGGCGGCUCGUUCUGUGCCGAGUGUACGACCCAUUCCAUCGUCGUGCCAUAUCGAGCGUAUUUGGCACGCGGUGAGCUGCGUGUGUGCGAUGGUUGCUACUAUCGGAUUCAGAAUUUUCAGAAACAAGUGAAGAGCACAAGUGUCACGUGGAGCGGUCUCCAGCCGCCGUCAAGUGAGCAGCUGAUGCAGGACUUUGACUUGUCGGAAGAUGAAUCGCCUGUUGCAAUUUUCAAUUGUGCGCUGUUCUUGGACACGACGCCGUUUUACGGCCAUCUCGUGCUCACGCGCAAGCGUCUGUGCUUUCAGAGUUAUGCGGACGCGAAGAAACGGAAAGUGGCGUACUCGCGGGUGCUGUCGCUGUUGAAGCCGCAAUUUUACUACAUCAAUGGAUUGCAGGUAAAGACGAAGCAACGAGAGACUUUUCUCUUGGCUGAGUUCAAUGGACUUCGUGACACGUGUUUCCUCCGAAUCGACCAGCUCAUUCGAGCUUACCAAGAAGUUAGCAAGUUGAAAGGCCUGGGACCUGGAAAGUCUUCAAGCACCAAGGAGCUUCGGAGGCAGGCGCUUGAUCGCCGGCGCUCGUACAAAUUGAUCUCGGAGCACAUUGCGUCGUCAGGAGGGUGUACUAGCAAUUCAAGCAGCUCACUCAUGUCGUACUCUUCCUUCAUAUCUACUGUAGGAUUCAUUGACGUUGACGACGAAGAUUUCACCGCCGAUGCGCCUCUUAGUAGCAUUGUCGAGGAUUGUGGUCAUAUUGAUGAUGGGAAAUCGACAGCUAGUGACGAAGAACCGUUUGAGCCGUUGCCACCUGAUCCGCUACUUGAGAAGAUGACGAUUUUGCUGGAUUGUGAAUUGCGAGCCGAUGUGAAGCGAGUCUUCGAUCUGUUGUGGGAUGAUGGUCCUGGCCAAGAAUUCUUGCGCACGACUAUGGAGAAGGCACGUGAUAUCGAUAUUGAAGUCGGGCCGUGGAAGACGGAUGACAAGAAUGAUCCUGUAACUACUGCAGAAGUCCGAAAGGGCUUUGAGAUCUCCAAGGAGAAUGACUAUACACUUUACCGUACAGUACGAUCCCAGCACCCACCUAAGACUUCGUUUCCUGGUUUACCACCAUACGCCGGGUGCACAAGAACGCAACGAUUCCGUCUUGACGAAAGCUCUAAUGACGGAGAGAAGUGGGAUCGGUUUGUGAUUACUGAAUUGAACCGCAUGAGCAAGAUUCCAUUCAGCGAUUACUUCGUAGUCGAGAUGCGUUACGUGUUUUCUCGCGACGGCAACAACUAUUGCCACGUCCAAGUAGGUUUGGUCGUCAAUUUCCUCAAGGCAACGUGGUUCAAGAGUCAGAUCAACUCGUCUACGCGAUCCGAGUCGAAAGAGGCGCUAGAGUCAUGGGCGAAGCAAUCAAUUGAAUUUCUGGAGUGUCAACGAAAUCGUAUCGUUCCACUUUCUCCGACAAUUGACGCAUUAACUGCUUCUGGCAGCUUCAGCGAGCUUGUACCGGGGGCAGAUAGUGCUCUGCACCCUGCGAGUGCACAUUCCACGUUCAAGAGCGCAAACGUAUCGACAGCUCAGUCGUCAUCAUCUCUGAAUACUGCAGCAAGUGCUAUUCGGCGUGUUUGGCCGCCGUUGUCUCUGGUGCAAGUGCUCUUGCUGGGUUUGCUGGCUUAUGGUCUCUUGAUACUUCGUGGGCAUCAGAUGCAAAUGCAAAGGCUAGUCGACGAAACGACAAAAUUGCUUGAACAGCUUCAAAAUCAACAGAGUAUGCUACAGGCACAGGCAUCGACAAGGCAACAAAGUACCGACGAUUUUCUCUACCAUCAAGACACAAUGGAGACUUAG